This is a messenger RNA of Closterium sp. Naga37s-1, 917 nucleotides long. The record is from the annotation of a GenBank genome assembly. Lineage: Eukaryota; Viridiplantae; Streptophyta; Zygnematophyceae; Desmidiales; Closteriaceae.
GCUACGUGGCUCUUAUAGGGCAGCCCAAUGCGGGCAAGAGCACGCUGCUGAACCGACUGAUCGGGCAGAAGCUGUCGAUCGUCACACAGAAGCCGCAGACCACCCGGCACCGCAUCCUGGGCCUCGUCUCCGCGCCCGCCUACCAGAUCAUUCUGUACGACACGCCCGGGGUACUAUCCAAGUCAAUGCACAAGCUGGACGAGCUCAUGAUGCAGGCGGUGCGCACUGCUACAGUCAACGCCGACGCUGUUGUCCUCGUUAUAGACAUCACCCAGGCGCCCCAAGAGGUAUCGAAGCUGCUACUAGAGGGGAUGGAGAGUGCAGUGGUGCAGAAGAAGCCGACCCUCAUAGUGCUGAACAAGAAGGACUCGCUGAAGCCGGGGGAAGUUGCCAAGAAGCUCAAGUGGUACCAAGACGCUGUAGCAGCAGAUGGGAACACGGUGAUCACUCUGAGUGCCAAGAGGGGCGAAGGGGUGGAUGGGCUGCUGGCGUGGAUGCUCGAUAACAUCCCCCAGGGCCCCGCUUACUACCCCAAGGACGUGGUGAGCGAGCUACCAGAGCGGUUCUUCGUGGCUGAGAUAGUGAGGGAGAAGAUUCUGCUGCAGUACUCUCAGGAAGUGCCGUACGCCUGCCAGGUGACAGUGAGGGCGUUCAGGGAGAGGGAGAAGGCAAAGGACUACAUCAGUCUUGACAUCAUGGUGGAGCGGGACAGCCAGAAGGCCAUCCUGCUGGGGAAGGAGGGCAAGCAGCUCAAGGCGCUGGCAACGGCAGCUCGGAUGGACAUAGAGGAGUUUCUGGGGCGAGAGGUGUUCCUGGAGAUCCGGGUGAAGGUGAAGGAGAAGUGGAGGCAGGACGAGACGCUGCUGAAGGAGUAUGGGCUGGAUGUGCGCAAGAGAGGCUCCUGCGUGGACGCCUGA